AUGGACGACGUACGAAUUGAGUGGAUACGAAACGAAGUUUACUUGGCUUUGGAAAUCGCUGACACAGAUGUGUUUGAAGAUUUGUUGAACAGAGAUGAUGGUGUGAAUGAAAGCUUGAUACAGAAAUAUUUAAACGAGACUCCUGCAGAAGGAACGGCGUUGAUUUUACAUUCGCAAAAACAUCGCAGCACAAUAGUUUUGACCCACCUAUACAAAGAUUGAAAAUUCUGAGCUGAACUCCCACCACUUGUGGAACAGGUCCACAAAGUGGGACAAAAUCAAUAUUUUGUUGAUAGCCUAAGGUCUAGGAGUCAUAAUAUUGGCUAUGAUGUCAAAUUGAUGUUUUGCUGUUAAAUGUCAAUUUGAUAUAGCCUAUGUUAAAUUGAUAUUUUGCUGAAAAAACAUCAAAUUGACAUUGCCUGUGUCAAAUUGAUGUUUUGCUGUUAACAUAUUGUUUGACAGAGUAAAAUAAUAAACCACUAGGGAACAUUACGGCACAAUGCAACGGUUUUAAUGGAUAAUUACACUACACUUUCAAUGUUUCAGAGCCUGAAAUUCCAGUAAUUCCUGACGGAGAUGAACUGCUAGAGGGUGAAGGUAGUUCCAUCAAUGAACUUGGUGAACCUCUGAUGAAUGGUACCAUGCAGCCAGAUGAAAUACUGGUCAAUGGUGACUUGAAUGGUGAGGUGAAUCCUGAAACAGGUGAAGCCAUACAGGAGGAAAAACCGGCAGAUGAAAAUGAGGAGGAUGCUGCUGGGAAAUUUAAAUUUACACCAGUGACAGUAAGUUCUGACAAUUACCCAUCAUUUCUAUCAUCAUCAUCAUUUAAAUCUGCAUUAAUUACUGUGAAGUGUAAUAAUCAAUAA
This is a messenger RNA of Paramuricea clavata, 866 nucleotides long. The record is from the annotation of a GenBank genome assembly. Lineage: Eukaryota; Metazoa; Cnidaria; Anthozoa; Malacalcyonacea; Plexauridae.